AUGCGGAAGUUUCAGUUCCGCUCAGUCCAGUUCUUCGAAGCAGAGAACCGACGGAGUAAAGUCACGCUUCUCGUCUCUCUCUAUCUGUAAACCCGGCUUCACAAGGCGAGGUGCAUCAUGAGCAGCAACUACAGUGUCUCCCUGGUUGGUCCUGCCCCCUGGGGCUUCAGACUGCAAGGAGGGAAGGACUUCUGUCUGCCCCUCACCGUUUCACGGCUGACUGAUGGAGGCAAGGCGGCCAAAGCCAAGAUUAGCGUUGGAGACAUCAUUCUGUCUAUUGAUGGCAUUUCCACAGAGAGCAUGAAUCACCUAGAGGCCCAGAACAAGAUUAAGGCCUGCACGGACCACCUCAGCCUCACUCUGCAGAGACCCGCCGCUGUCCCUAACGACGGAGUGCCCAAGGAUGAACCUCAGGAAAUCAUUAAGCCUGUGCCGAUCACUCACCCCGCCCCGAGCACCGCCUACACCAAGCCGCUCAGUCAGCCCACUCCCGCGUACAACAAGACAGCUCGGCCUUUCGGGGGUGACGGCGGUGGGGCUGCUCCCAAAGUAGCCUCCAUUCCCUCUGAGUCGUCUGCUUUCACACCAGCUGCCCCCUCUCAACCACCGCAGCCUCCGUUUCAGCUCAAGUCCAGCCUUCCCGCCCCAGACUCUGCUCCCAAACCCAGCCAUGGCCGCUCCGUCUUCACUUCUGCCUCUUCUUCCUCGUCUAACUCCUCCUCUCCGGCCAGAGUGACAGCCCCUCCCUCCAAUCCUAAUGUCCCACAGCCCUCCGUCUAUAACACACCCAUCAACCUGUACUCCAAUGCCAACGCUUGCGAGGUGGCUAUGGGGCAGAGGCGAGGUCUGCUGGAGAGCCAGGGCCUGUCAGAGCACAUCAAUGGGAAACCCGGUAUGGAGCCUGAGAAUAACGCAUCUCUGCAGAACGACUCCAGCAAGAAGCGUCUGAUUGAGGACACGGAGGACUGGCAUCCGCGAGCGGGCACCGGCCAGUCCCGCUCCUUCCGUAUCCUGGCCCAGCUGACCGGCACUGAGAACGAACAAAUUCCAGAGAACAGUGGAAAGAAUGAGGCACUUGACAAAGCCGCUCCCACUGUGCACACAUCGCCUGCAGCCAAGACAUUUUCCAAAUCUGCAGCAGCGCCCAGGAACGGCAACGUCGCCCCUGCGUCCGCAUUUCAGAGCCCUCCGGCCCCGAGCAAAGCCCUGCCUGGAGGUCUACCAGGUUUUCCUAAGGGUGGUGUAGGUCCCUCCUUUGGCAAAGUUGCCAAUCCUCCUUCCAAAGCUUCAGACCGGCCCACUCCACAGCCACAUCCACAGGAUCUCAACUCCCUGGUGCAGCGAGCCGAGCACAUCCCAGCUGGUACUCGCACCCCCAUGUGCAACAGGUGCAACAAUGUCAUCAGGGGCCCUUUCCUCGUGGCCAUGGGCAUGUCGUGGCACCCCGAGGAAUUCAACUGUGCUCACUGCCACUCCUCUCUGGCAGACCGUGGAUUUGUGGAAGAGAAGGACCAGGUGUACUGCGAGCGCUGCUACGAGCAGUUCUUCGCUCCCAGCUGCGCCCGCUGCCAGCAGAAGAUUCUCGGGGAAGUCAUGAAUGCCCUGAAGCAGACCUGGCAUGUGUCCUGCUUCGUCUGCGCAGCCUGCCAGCAGCCAAUCAGAGGCAACAUGUUUCACAUGGAGGACGGACAGCCGUACUGUGAAAAAGACUACUACAACCUGUUUGGGACCAACUGCCACGGCUGCGACUUCCCCAUCGAGGCCGGGGAUCAGUUCCUGGAGGCUCUAGGGUUCACCUGGCAUGACACCUGUUUUGUGUGUGCGGUCUGCUCCACUAACCUGGAGGGUCAGCCGUUCUUCUCCAAAAAAGACAAGCCUCUGUGCAAGAAGCACGCCCACACUGUCAACAUCUGACCCGCUCCUCUGAGUACAAACAAGAUCAGGCCACAGCGUCUGUUUGCAGCAAUUUCUAUUUCAAUCAGAUGUUAAAUAUUUUCAGAAUUAAAAAUGAGCUGGUUUACCUGUUUGUGUAUUCUGUUAGAAUAUCAAAGAUUCCACUGUAAGCUUUUUGUUUUUGCUUUAGUAUGUUAUAUCACUUUUUUGUUGUUGUUUGUAGAAUAUGCAGGAGUACAUAUAAAUGCACUGUUAGCCCCCUUUUUCCAGUUCAAUAUCUGUGCAAGCGGGUUUUUAAAACACAUGUUUGUGCUGGGUUUUUAGUUCAAGUGUUGAACUCUUGAUGAGCAUUUUUGUUUAAGGCAAAAGAAAAAAAAAAAGAGGGUUAACCACAGUUACCUACUGAGCCCCGUGGGGGUCACAUAUUAUCGACAUUGAAAGCUAUGCCAUGUAUUAGUAAAGCGAAUGCGAGGUUUAGAAAUUAGAGUUAUUUAAGUUUAAGGAGGAAAAAUAUUUAUUUGCAAGCAGGGAUCGCUCAGUCAAUGUGUUCUGACAACAAAAUGGUAAAUUUUAUUAUUAGUAUUAUUAUUUUUUUAUUGUUUUGAAAACUAUGUGGUAUUUAAUCUUUCACACUAAAUGACAGCACCGGUUAGUAAUGUUUAUAAAAGCGUGCAAAUUUAACGUUGCUUUGACGUUAAUGCAUCCAGGAGUGUUUUAAAAAGGGCUCUCCGUAUCGAGAAGACAGAUCAAGUAGCGACGAUUUUUGCUGUUUAUUUUGUAACGUCAGGAUCAAAACGGUUGUGCUUCCAUCCACACGAAAUCGUAUUCAAGGAGCUCCUCGCAAUAAGAUGCAUUCUUUUUAUUUUGUGGUAAAAACAUCUCUGAGGACCUGAACCCUCCACAGUGUUUAGUGCCAUCAGGACUUUGUCGUGUUGCUCUCACUGAUUAUGAUUUUGGUGGAAUCUGCUCAAAUAAUACAAACCAAUUCUAAUAUAUGCUUCCAGAAGUUCUGCUGCAAGUUAUUCUCUGUUUUUGCACAGUUUUUAUGUAUCCAUUUCAAACAAUAAUAAUAAAAAAA
Messenger RNA from Stegastes partitus (bicolor damselfish), 2971 nucleotides. RefSeq names its product PDZ and LIM domain 5b (gene pdlim5b). Gene Ontology annotation, cellular component: adherens junction; stress fiber; Z disc. Gene Ontology annotation, biological process: muscle structure development; actin cytoskeleton organization; heart development. The transcript is spliced from 13 exons. Bases 118 to 1914 code for a protein of 598 amino acids. Lineage: Eukaryota; Metazoa; Chordata; Actinopteri; Pomacentridae. Gene Ontology annotation, molecular function: actin binding; muscle alpha-actinin binding. The record is from RefSeq and is a predicted model, not a curated record.